AUGCUAUGCGUUAAUACUGUAGAUGAAACCAUAUGGAGAGGCCAUUAAAUAAUUUAAUAAGGCUAUCUCAAUUAAUAAUCACUGCAAUUCGAGCAAUUUUGGCAAAUUGGUAUUUAUUAUCUCUUAGCGUUUAGGAUUAUGCUUACAAUAUCUGGGAAACUACAAUGAAGCAAUAGAUAAUUUCAAUAAAGCAAUCAAUUUAAAUCCUAUGGAAUAAAAUAUUUUUUAAAAUGUGUGA
Molecule: messenger RNA, 238 nt
Organism: Paramecium octaurelia
Lineage: Eukaryota; Ciliophora; Oligohymenophorea; Peniculida; Parameciidae
Source: the annotation of a GenBank genome assembly